GUCAAAUUUGGCCUUCAAUUAUUGGAGCUUCUCGCAAUUUGUGAGGGUUUUGCAAUGUCUGAGUGAAGUGAAACACAUGAAAUCGAUGCUGUAAAACAACUGAAUGGUGUCCUCAUUAAAAUGACCUCGAGAAGCAAGAAUGCCGUGCGGAGCUACGAGGCAGAGAUCGAAAAGAGUCGUGAGGAGUCCAACUGGAAGAAAGUUGUGGACCUGGCUCAACAACUGAAGGCCAGGUCACCUCAACAUGAGAGUCUCGCACAUUUCCUUAUCGGUGAGGGCAAAUUGGAAGCCUUUCUGGAUGAAUGUCCUCCUAUCAAGGAGAAUAUUGAACGAGCCCAGAGAGAACUAUCGGAUGCGAGAGGCUACCUGACCCUCGCCACUGAUGAGGCCGGCAAGAAAGCCGGUGUAGCGUUAGAUGCACAUUUACUGCUCGGGAAGCUGAAUUACGCGUGUGGAGCCUAUGAUGACGCUUUGAAACACUACACACUCGCAGAGCUGAAUACAUUGACGGAGAAGGAAUUACCUGUUCGCAGUCUUCGAAUAGUCGCGGAGUCGUACGCCAUUAAAGGACUAUGUUUGGAACAAACCUCCCUGCCUGGUUCCACGAGCCGGUACAAACAGGCUGAAAGGGAAACGGAAAUGAUCCGCAGCUUCGAGAUAUCGUCGGAGCUGAGUCUAUUGUACCUGCAGCGCUGCGGCAGCGCUCGGGGCGCUGGCGUGACGCUUGAGACAGCGCUGCAGCGCGCUCCACUCUUACACAUACGAGCUGGGAGACUGCACGCGGCCAUCGACAGGUACCGCGAGAUGUUGACGGCGGUGGAGUCCUCGUCCACGCAGACCUUGCGACUGACCCUGGCGAGGCAGCUCGCUGAAGUACUCAUGAGAGGAGUCACGGGACAGGUUUACAAAGCGCCGGUGCGUCCCUUGGAUGGAGCGAACGAGGGACCUUGGAAGCCGAAGAAGUACACCGCCAUCAAUCAGUUCGUGCCGCGCAACGAGCACGAGGAGGCGGUGCUGGUGCUGCUGGUGGGCGAGGCGAUGGCCGUGAGGGACGCCGUGCUGUCCCAGAGCGCGGAGUUCGAGUCCCUGAGAGCGCACUCGCUGAGGACGGCCGCGGCGAUCGCGGACCUGCUGGCGCUGGCGACCAUGCGCUGGGGACAACUGGCCGUGGUCAUCGAGUCUUUGGAGCGCGCUAUGAAGUUUUCGUUCGGCUGCGCUCACAUCUGGAGACAGCGCGCCCUCGCCACCGCCGCCGCCGCGCACGUCGAGAUACACAAGCAGACCAACGGGUCGUCGGUUUGGGGAUCCACCGUCCGCGCUCUGGGGGUGUCCCGGCGCGCCGCCCCCCUCGUGCCCGAGGACUCCGCCCUCCGCCUCGUAGCGGCUCACACGGCCUACAGAGCGCGAUGGAUAGAGGAGGGCAUCGAGUUGUCGGAGGAGGCGCUCAGUAUAGAGGAGCAGCGCCGGGGGGCUCUGCUGGCGAGGUGCUGCCUCAUGUGCGGCGUCGGCUACCAGAUGAAGGCCCAGAAAACGAAUUCCAGAAUAGACAAGGAGGCGGAGAACGACAAGAGUCUGAAGAUGUUGCUGAGGUCCGUGCAGCUGGACGACAACGACCACCUGGCCUUCUACCACCUGGCGCUGCAGUUCAUGCACCUGGGCCUGCUCAACGACGCCAUGGACGCGACUAGGUCGUGCCUGUCGGUGCGCGCGGAGUGCGGCGGGGGUCUCCGCCUGGCGACCGCGCUUUGGUCGUCUGCGUGCGCUGGCGCGAGGGGUGCUCGAGCGCUAUCCGCGGCGCGCCUGGCCCAGCUGCACCACCCGUCUUCCGCCUGGCCUCUCCACAGCCUCGCCGCCUUGCAGCUGCUGUGGGAGAGCGGGGAGGCGGCUCUCAGUACGGGCAAGGAGCUGUUGAAGCUGUUGACCAGCUCGGAGGAGCUGGUCGCCGAGCACGUGGAUGGCGGGGACCUGGACGCGCUGUCCGACUCACAGAGAGACGACGGCCGCAGCACCCGGGACUCGGCGUCCAUCCGCGCGGAGUCGGCGGGCGCGUACCGUAUGGAGCGCACGUUGUCCGAGGGCGCGUCGUCUUUCUCCAACAAACCUCGCAGCGCGCUCGCUGAACACAAGGCCAACGCCUGGCUCCUCCUGGCCGACUUGUACUUGAGGUCGGACCGAGUGAGCGCGGCGGCCGGCUGCGUGUCCGAGGCCGCGUCCCUGACGCCCUUCAGUCACCUCGUCCUCUACACCCGCGGCCUGGUCCACGCGGCGAGCUCCAACUGGGACGAGGCCCGCCAGUGCUUCACCAACGCCCUGGCCAUCCACCCCACACACCUGGACAGCAUCGUGCAGCUGGGAGCGACGUACUACGCCUUGGGUUGGUUGCGGUUGGCGGAGCGGACGCUUCGGGAGGCCGGGGUUCUGGAGCCGCGGCGCGCGGACACCUGGCGUCGCCUGGCGCUGGUGCUGGAAGCGCUGGACGAGCCCGCGGCCGCCGCAGACGCCGCCGCCGCCGCCCUCGCCCUGCACCCGCUGCACGCCGCCCACGCCCUCCACGCGCUCACCGCCGACAGGCUGCCGCUCUGAAACCGCCCGCGGAAAUAUAUAUAUAUAUAUGUAUAUCUAAGCUACAAGCUACAAGUCGGUCCGCGGACUCUGGAACGCGUUUAGAGAGGCAGAAGUGAAACUUCGUAAUGUGAGAAUGAACACACGGCGGCGCGGCGCGGAGAGCACUUGUUGAUGAAGUCGUCCUGUCUGUUAAAACAACCUUUAUAAUCCUUGCUCUCACUUCCCGUCCGACCCAUCCCUCCCCUCUCCCCGGGAGCGUGGAACGUUUAACGCAACCUCGCAUUGGAAGUUUCACUUCAAAAAAGUAGUAAAAUUCAAGCCACGUCAGAUGUAUGUAUAUGUAAAAAUUAGUUCAAUCAAAGUUUCUCAUACACGCGACGCCGACACUGGGCUACACUCGGUGUAACGAUCAGCUGCCAGGCGGAUGUGGUGUCUGUGGCCAUACACAUAAGAGCGUCCGGGUGAUGUGGCCGCUGCCGCCAGGAGUGCAGCUCGUGUCGCCGCGGUUACAGUCCGUGUUCCCACGUAGUGACUUAACGUCGGUAACUUAUAUUCAUAGUUAGUGUGAGGCGCGGUUCAAAUAUUUUAUAAACCUAGCGUCUCCGGUAACUGGCGUGGCGAUGGAUCUAUCUUUAAAGGAACUAACUUUAUUAAUAUUAGUGUUAAAAUAUAUAUGAAAUGUUCAAUUAUACAAACGGUAACUGGCAAUAAAUAAUGUAUUAUAUCGUGGGCUUAUGGCUCAGCGGUUAGAGCGGCGGCAGGUCGCGCUCCGGGCCGUGUACAAGCUGUCGGCCCGCGUGUUUCCUGUAGACUCGUCGCUGUGUAGACGUACUUCCUCUUAGACAAUAAGCGAAAACGACUCGUGUAAUUACGUCUCUAUUCCUGUGACAAUAAGGCGCGCAUCAUCCGUGGAAAUAGAAAACCUGAAAAAUGUUGGAAACUACUCAGCGUAUCAGACGGCGCGAGCCACGGCGAGCGGGGAGGUAAAUACAAUAAGCGACCGGCGGAGCGAGCGACACAGCUAUGAUGAUUGUUGAUCACACCGGGUCGGCUGUGCUCCUUCCGUCUCGCGGUCAGCGACGCCCAGGAAGUGACGUUCCCGAUGCUCGUUCAAUAAAUUAUUGAAUUUAUUUUCCUCGCUGCUAAAUGUUGUUACAGAUGUUUGUAUGUGAAAGUGCUUUGUUAAAAACAGUCUUAUAGUUGUUUGAAUUCCAUUACACACGCACACACACAUCUGUUUGUAUGUGUGUGUGUGUGUGUGUGUGUUAAUUGUUUUAAGAGACCGGACAUGUUUUCCGUGUAAAAUUAUUUGAUAUUUCGUGAUCUAUUCCAGCAGCGAUAAUUCUGUGUUAUGUUCACCUGUAAUGCAAUAUUGUAUGUAGUUUUCUUAACAGCGGUAAUCGUAAGCUCUAUGUAUACCCGCUGUGUGUUUAGUACGAGUUUUGCAAUCACAAUAGACGUUUACAGGUUUUCAUUCUUAAAUCUCGUCAUAUUAUAGUAUUAACGUGGGCUAUUGAACGAGAAACGAGCGACGUUCAGUGUGUAUUGUGAGUGCGCGAACUCGUACUAAACCCCCUGUUCCUAUACGCACGUGAGACGUGAAUAUCUCGUUUGUAAAGUGUAAUAUCCUCGAGGACUGUAUUUCAUAGCAUUUUUUAGAUGUUUUAGACGGAUUUACUGAAUUUCUCUAGUUUAUGGGUCCAAAGUUUAUUUCUAUGGAGCACGAGAGCUUUCCUAGUCGACAUUUAUAUAUCUAUGGUUCUGCGGUCGGUGUUGGUCCGUCCCGCCCGAGGAUAGAGGAAUUUAUGCUUUAUGUCCUCGCACUAGGGUCUAUUUCAGUAUAAAACGGUCGGGUUACGGGAUGCGGGUGUGUGUUUUCGACGGGUGGUGGUAGAUUUCUCGUGAUACUUGACUUGUAUGUAGCAUAUAAUUCAUGUCUGUCUGUAACCUUGUAUGUUCCAUAUAGUUUGUAAAGGAGAUGUAAUAUUUAGCCCCUCACAUUCCCAGUACUCGCUAUAGAUGCGAGUCGUAUACGUAAAACUUUAAGUUAUCACGUGUAACUCAUAUCAGUAUGAAAGUCAGCUGAGCCGUCUCAGUCUGUGUCUGAAUCGCUUCCCACGGUCGUGCGCCGUCGGCCUUGUAUUAUAAUGUACAGAACUAUAAUAAGUGUUUUAUUCUUAUGUAUAUUCAUCGUCUGCACACGGACGGUUGCCAGUUAAUGAUCAAUACUCCGCACACGUUAAAACUGAUAGUCGGUCGAUCGGACUACUGGUAAGCGCUAUUUGUGCGGACCAUGUAUUUAUCGUGUAACCGUACAGUAAACAACCUGUGUGUAAAUAUUGUAAUGUCUCGGCCGUCGCCUCCUGUACACUCGUAGUUCAAUGUUGAUGUAAAUAUAAUGUUUGUUCAUAUAAAUGUGUAAUGUUACAACUUUA
Messenger RNA from Danaus plexippus (monarch butterfly), 5000 nucleotides. It is a transcript of the gene Ttc7, whose product is annotated as tetratricopeptide repeat protein 7B. Gene Ontology annotation, molecular function: protein binding. The transcript has 17 exons. NCBI's taxonomy places the organism in Eukaryota, Metazoa, Arthropoda, Insecta, Lepidoptera, Nymphalidae. The record is from RefSeq and is a predicted model, not a curated record. Gene Ontology annotation, cellular component: plasma membrane. Bases 121 to 2583 code for a protein of 820 amino acids. Gene Ontology annotation, biological process: protein localization to plasma membrane; phosphatidylinositol phosphate biosynthetic process.